Messenger RNA from Epinephelus moara (kelp grouper), 5326 nucleotides. RefSeq names its product protein phosphatase 2, regulatory subunit B, alpha a (gene ppp2r2aa). Gene Ontology annotation, biological process: peptidyl-serine dephosphorylation. Gene Ontology annotation, molecular function: protein binding; protein phosphatase regulator activity. The coding region runs from base 303 to 1649 and encodes 448 amino acids. The record is from RefSeq and is a predicted model, not a curated record. The transcript has 10 exons. NCBI's taxonomy places the organism in Eukaryota, Metazoa, Chordata, Actinopteri, Perciformes, Serranidae. Gene Ontology annotation, cellular component: protein phosphatase type 2A complex; cytosol.
CCGCGUUGCGCCAUUUUGAAAUGCUGGGAGAGGCAGAGGCGAGGGAAAUCUCAAAGUAGAGUGCAAAGUCUGAAAUUCAGUCCUGAGGAUUGUAGUAGACUUUCUUUGGUUGAAAAACUGCUUCGUUCUGUCUGUAUCAACUGGGCCGACGACUUGUACGGUGUGCGGAGUUAGGAGCAGCACACCCCGGUUAAUUCCUCCACUGCUCCUCGGUCAGAACCACCCAGCCGACCCGGGUCAGCACUGCUCCAGUCCAGGGCCCGAGCCCGCGACAGAGAUAGCCUCUGUCUGAGCCGCUCACCAUGGCAGGGGUCGGUGGUGGGAACAGUGAGGUGCAGUGGUGCUUUUCCCAAGUCAAAGGAGCGAUAGACGAUGAUGUCGCUGAAGCUGACAUCAUAUCUACUGUUGAAUUCAACCACUCUGGGGAGCUACUAGCCACUGGAGACAAGGGGGGUCGUGUUGUCAUCUUUCAGCAGGAGCCAGAGAGUAAGAAUCAGCCACAGUGCAGAGGAGAGUACAAUGUUUACAGCACCUUCCAGAGCCAUGAGCCUGAGUUUGACUACCUGAAAAGCCUUGAGAUCGAGGAGAAGAUCAACAAGAUUCGAUGGUUGCCUCAGAAGAAUGCAGCGCAGUUCCUUUUGUCUACAAAUGACAAAACCAUAAAGCUGUGGAAAAUUAGUGAGCGUGACAAGAGACCAGAGGGCUACAAUUUGAAGGAAGAAGAUGGGCGCUACAGGGAUCUUAAUACUGUCACAACACUACGGGUACCAGUAUUCAGGCCCAUGGACUUGAUGGUGGAAGCCAGCCCUAGACGAGUGUUUGCAAAUGCUCACACCUACCAUAUCAACUCCAUCUCAGUCAACAGUGAUUGUGAGACGUACCUGUCUGCAGAUGAUCUGCGCAUUAACCUAUGGAAUCUGGAGAUCACUGAUCGCAGCUUUAAUAUUGUUGACAUUAAGCCAGCCAAUAUGGAGGAGUUGACGGAGGUGAUCACAGCAGCUGAGUUCCACCCCAACCAAUGCAACACCUUUGUCUACAGCAGCAGCAAGGGCACCAUCCGCUUGUGUGACAUGAGGGCAUCAGCACUGUGUGACAAGCACGCCAAGCAGUUUGAAGAGCCAGAGGAUCCAAACAAUCGUUCAUUCUUUUCUGAAAUCAUCUCAUCCAUCUCUGAUGUAAAGUUCAGCCACAGUGGUCGCUACAUGAUGACCCGCGACUACCUGUCUGUCAAAAUCUGGGAUCUCAACAUGGAGACCCGGCCAGUAGAGACUUAUCAGGUGCAUGAAUAUCUCAGGAGUAAAUUGUGUUCACUCUACGAGAAUGAUUGUAUCUUCGACAAGUUUGAGUGCUGUUGGAAUGGGAACGACAGCGUUGUGAUGACCGGUUCCUACAACAACUUCUUCAGGAUGUUUGACAGAGGCUACCGGCAAGACGUAACCCUGGAGGCGUCGCGGGAGAACAGCAAGCCACGAUCGAUCCUGAAACCUCGCAAAGUCAGCACGGGUGGGAAGCGCAAAAAGGAUGAGAUCAGUGUAGACAGUCUGGACUUUAACAAGAAGAUCCUCCACACUGCGUGGCAUCCUCUAGACAACAUCAUUGCUGUGGCCACCACCAACAAUCUGUACAUAUUCCAGGAUAAACUGAACUAGCAUUUGUUUGAACCACUCAGAUCCCAGUUUCUGCUUGUACCCCCACUGCUCUGAUACACUCAUACAAACAAUAUGUGUCCGUCUUUGGCUAAAUCCCCAAGUCUUGAUAUGAUCUGCCCUCUCUGACCUUUGUGUUUAACGUGACAAGACGUAAUCUGUCAACAACAAACAGUGGCAUUACCACAACACAUCUAAGCAGGCCAUCACAAACACAUUUCCUGUGUGUAUGACAAAUGUAAACAUGCAGGGUUUGUAGAUCUGAGUCCAGAAUUUGGGAUUUAGUGUCUAAUGGUUUUCUCCAUUAGGAGCACUCCGUUCACCAAGCUACUGUUUGCAACUUCACUACAUCCCAAACCAAAGGGAAAAUGUGUUAAAUACACACAUUCGGCUAGUUUGUUCCAUUAUUCUUUUGUGCCAUCCUGACAUGAUUAGUUGUAUGUCAUAGCUACCAGUCGUUCAGUUUUUGUAGCCACCAUGUUUUAUUAGUUUGAAUAGGAAAUUCUUUCUACCGUUUAUACGUUGUUCUGUCACCAAGUUCCUUUUCGUGCCGGCCUGAAACAUUGCAGAUACAAGCUGUCAACACUCCAUAUUUGCCCCAAGUAUUUGUCAAGUUGCCAAGUUCACUCACUAUUUCUUUCUUAAUGUAUAGUAUGGUUAUGCUGUUAAAGGACUAUUCUGGUGUCAUGUUUUAGCUCAUUCUCUACAAAUAUGCUCUACUGCUAACCUUUGUCCACAGUGUAUCAGUAUUCAUUAGUUUACAGUCAUUUCUCGACAGUUAGAAAGUCAGUUUACUUGAAACUGACUUGGCAUGUAUUCAGUCACAGUGAACUUUUGGUCGUCUUUGAUUAAGUCAGAGCAAAGCCGUGUUUCCACCAAACACUUUCAGUAUACUACCCUUAGAAUCUGUACGUAACCCGCAUGGACAUGUACCUAAACUGUUGAUCUGUUUACCAUUGCCUCUGCAGACAGUACUCCUGUUACCAGAUAGCGAUAGCUGCAUCUCUGCUCCGUCCAGCUCUCGCUGUAUUCCCUCUUUACGGACGAUACAGAGGAACGUCUGCACCUUGGUAAUUGUCAGUGCAAUGGGGUUGAGGCUGAAAGUUGAUUGUAAUUGUGUAUUGAAAUGGCUACAUAUAGGAAAAAGGUCAGCAGUAAUGUACAUAUAGUUUCUAGUUAAUGGCCAAAAACAUUUUUAAAAGAUAAGCCAGUAUAGUCCUUUAACAUGGUCACAAGAACCACGUGUGCGCACAUUUGUCAGGUGUUGUGGUUUUGGGAGUUGAAUGAGGGCUAAUCAUGCCAAAGUAACCAGUCCCAUACAUUAUACAUUUAAAGCUGUCUUGCAGACGAGGUACCCCUAGUCAUGUGUGGACCCCCAUAUAAAGCUCAGGACAAAAGCUUAUACAGGUGGAAGGGCAUAAUGGCGUGAUGUAGCCUAACUCUCUUGUGAUCGGUGGCUCCAAAAAUAUGAGUACCGCUGCCAGCUUCCCCACAAUGCCUGCUGUGUUGUCGCAGAUUGACCGAUUGCUUUAAUCUCUGGAUCUAGUUUCUGUUUGUAGAGGUUUUUUUUUAUGAUGUUUUGUACUGUACCUGAUGAUAAAAGAAGAAUAAUCACUAUAGCUGAUUUAUUUUUGUAUAAAUUAAGGCAAUAGGAUUACAGUCUGAUCACUGUAGUUUCUUUAGCUGUUUAUCUCGGACUGAUUGUAGAUGGAAGGUCGCCGGAUCCGGUAACCUUUUUGUCACGACUUUGGGACAUUUUGUACAUUCUGGCGGGUAUUUCUUUAAAAGCUAGAGACUUUUCAUGACAUCAAGGAAAUGUGAUAUUUCUCACGUGGGAUGUCCAAAGAAAAGUAUUUUCAGGUAUCAGUACCUUUGUAGUCAUGAGCACUAUAACAGUUUAUUUUUUUAAUUUGGCUGACUGUAACUGAUGUUUAUGUAGAACUUAUUUGGAUACUUCACAGUUAGGUUCAGAGUUAAUUUGGAUCUCAAAGUUCUGUUUUUGUGCCAUGGUUUUUGUUUUCGAAUGAUUUUGCUCGCUGUGAAAGAAUAGACCCCUGUGGGUCUAAAUGGGAAAGACAUAUUUAAUCAACCUUUAAUGUUUAAACCAUUAAAUCAAGUCUCUAAAGCUAGUCAAGUCAGUUGACUAGACAGAGUUACUGGUUUUGAGUUAUUGUAUGAAAUGUCUUCUCUCUCUUGUGACGCAGGAGAAAACAGUUUAUUUAAAAAGGGGAAUUCAUGAAGCACUUGGUUUGCAGAUGAUUGUGUAUGGAAGUGGUCUUUAAUGACUGUUUUGAACACAGAAAAACACUUUGAAAAUUAGCUCUUCUGUUUCUCUGCUACACUAUGCUUCAGUCACACGCUGCCAACUCUCCUUUGGAGCCAACAGGUUGAUUAUAGUACAGUUUACCACGUAUUUAAAAUUAUGUUUUGAUGACAGAUUAAGCCAUUGAAUCAGGGCAUGAAGCUUAUCGGUCCAUUGGAUCAUAUUUAUGUAAGUUAAUGUGUCACUCCUACCUUCAGAGAACUGAUUUCCAAUAACUGGGAUGCCACCAAAAUAACCACCCAUCUUCAUACGGUGGUGUGAAGCUACUGUUGAGUGUCGCUCUCUCAGGGCUCUGUCCUCAAGUAAUGAGACACUUUGCUAAUCUCUAUUUUUGUUAUUUUGCAGCUAUUUUAAAAAUGGCUUUUCUUUAGUGUCUGAUGCAAGGUUGUGUGAGGGUCAUAACGUGUAUAAACCUGUAUAAUGUGGCACCUUUGUCCCAUUCCACGGUCGAGGAUGGUCCCUAUCAAUCAGCCUUGUUCUUUCUUUCAUCCAAAGGAAGCAUUUACUCACUUAUUUUUAAAUAACUAUUGCUCUAACAACCGGUUGGAAGAUGUGAGAGGUGACUUAAGUGCAAAAAUCUUUGUAAAAUGAUAUUGGAGCAGAAAUGGCAAGUCUCAAGGUAACAUUGGCUUUUAAAACAUUCCCGUCUUUGCAGAUGCAGCAGAGGUGGUCACAGACUGAAUGAGUGUUGAGGCAUAUUCAUAAAAGAUAAACGGUUAACUAAUAAUCUUCACGUUCCCCUCAUAUUGUCUUCGUAACUAUCGUUCCAGGCUACGGUGUAAACCACAAAGAUGUUCAGCAGAACCCUAAUGCCUUUGCUUAUAGCAUUAAGAAGAAAUAAGAUAAUCAAGUAUGUUUCUUGAACUCUCUGGCGAGCCAGACAGGAGACUGCUCAGGGGAAUUUACCGCUGCUCUGUGAUCAAAACCUUUUACCUUCCAAAAAAAAAAAAAAAAAAGCAGCAGCUUUUCAGGACUUUAUUAAAACCUGCCUUAUCUACAGGUAGAUCAUACACUUUUGGAAAUUCAAGUUGCUAUAAUGUUUUUUGAACACGAACCUUGGGUCUUGAAAUCUCAAGGAAACUGUUGAAAUUGGAGUUUUAUGGUUUUUUCCACUUGAAGCAGCAUUAUAUACAUGUCUAAUGUAUCACAAGUGUUAAAACAAGAUGCACUUUUUAUUUUUGUGAAUUUCUUUAAUUUGUAUGUUUUUGUUAAUUUCUCUCAAGGGGCUCUGGAAUAAAGAUUGUAGGAGAGUUUUGGUGAUCUGUUAGGGGGGAAAACUACAAAUGGUUCAUUGUACAGCUAUGUUUGUCUUUGUCAAAUGGAAUAAAGUACAAUUUAGAUGAAAAGUAAUAAAGAA